Molecule: messenger RNA, 219 nt
Organism: Mus caroli (Ryukyu mouse)
Lineage: Eukaryota; Metazoa; Chordata; Mammalia; Rodentia; Muridae
Source: RefSeq, a predicted model, not a curated record
AUGUGUUACUAUGGCAGCUACUAUGGAGGCCUGGGCUAUGGCUGUGGAGGCCUAGGCUGUGGCUGUGGCUGUGGCUAUGGCUGUGGCUGUGGCUGUGGCUGUGGCUGUGGCUAUGGCUGUGGCUGUGGCUGUGGCUGUGGCUGUGGCUAUGGUGGCUAUGGCUAUGGCUGCUGUCGCCCACUGUGCUGUAGAAGCUACUGGUCCUAUGGCUUCUACUGA